UGCGCUGCAGAUUUGGCGCCACAUUUCUAAGAGGAACGCAGCAUUGAGUCCAGCGAACCAAAACAACUUGUUCAUGACAUUUUAGGGCUUGUUUUACCGAACUUGAAUAUUCUUAAAAGCCUUUUAAAUACAUUUUAGAAAAUGUUCAUCACUGACAUACGCAAGGAAUUUUAUGAAGUUGUUGCUAACCAGAGAGUCGCACUCCUGGUGGCAUCAGACAUCGACGCUCUCUGCGCUUGUAAGAUAUUACAGGCCCUGUUCCACUGCGACCAGAUCCAGUAUACUCUUGUGCCAGUUACUGGCUGGCAGGACCUUGGCACGGCCUUCCUUGAACACAAAGAGCAGUUCCGGUUCUUUGUACUCAUCAACUGUGGUGCAAAUGUUGACCUCCUUGAGAUGCUUCAGCCAGAUGAUGACUCUGUCUUCUUCAUCUGUGACACUCAUCGACCUGUAGAUGUUGUCAAUGUCUACAAUGAUACCCAGAUAAAGCUGCUAAUCAAACAGGAUGAUGACCUGGGUGUGCCUUCAUAUGAUGAUAUUUUUCGAGAUGAGGAGGAGGAGGAAGGCGGCGACUCUGGAAAUGAGAGUGAUGAAGGUUCAGAACCAUCUGGCAAACGAAGGAGAUUUGAUGAAGGGGCAGUUGAGAGGAGAAUUGAGAGACAGCGAGCCAGGAGGGAGUGGGAGGCACGAAGGAGGGAAAUCUUGUUUGACUAUGAGCAGUAUGAAUACCACGGCACAUCUGCUGCAAUGGUGUUUUUUGAGCUUGCAUGGGUGAUGACUAAAGACACCAAGGACAUGCUUUGGUGGGCCAUCAUUGGGCUGACAGACCAGUGGGUUCAUGAUAAAAUCACAAAUAUGAAGUAUGUAACAGACAUAGCCACAAUGCAGCGACACGUUUCUCGGCAUAACCACCGAAAUGAGGAUGAAGAGAACUCCCUCUCCAUAGACUGCAUGAGGAUCUCCUUUGAAUACGACCUGCGUCUCACCCUCUACCAGCACUGGUCUAUGUAUGAGAGCAUCUGUAAUUCAUGCUACACAUCGUGCCACUUUAAGCUUUGGACAUUAAAUGGGCAAAAGAAACUCCAGGAGUUCCUAGCAGACAUGGGGCUACCCCUGAAACAAGUGCGGCAGAAAUUCAACUCGAUGGAUAUGUCGAUCAAAGAGAACCUAAGAGACGUCAUCGAAGAGUCUUCCAAUAAAUACGGUAUGAAGGAUAUCCGUAUCCAGACAUUUGGUGUUCAUUUUGGCUUUAAGAACCGUUUUCUGGCCGGUGACAUGGUCCAUGCUGCUACUGCCUUGCUCGAGAGCACAGAGAAGGAUGAGAGUGAUAGUGACAACUUCAUCAAGGCUCUUGACUCGCUUUCAAGGAGUAACUUAGAGCGUCUACAUUCAGGCAUUGAUCUGGCGAAGAAGAAGCUGAUUGCCAUCCAGCAGACUGUUGCCAGCUGCAUUUGUACUAACCUUAUCCUGUCACAGGGACCCUUUCUUUACUGCUACCUCAUGGAGGGAACUCCUGAUGUGAAGCUCUUUUCUAAGCCGAUGACUUUGACUCUGCUCUGCAAAUACCUUCUCAAAGCAUUUGUCCAGUCGACGAGAAAUAAACGCUGCAAACUACUUCCCCUCAUCAUGGCUGCUCCCAAGGAUAUGGAAAAGGGAACGGUCAUUGUUGUGGGAAUCCCACCGGAGUCAGAGACAUCUGACAAGAAGAAUUUCUUUGGUCGAGCGUUUGAGAAAGCUGCAGAGAGCACGAGCUCCAGAACUCUCCACGACCACUUUGACACUUCAAUAAUCGAACUAAAGAUGGAGGACAGAAGCAAGUUUCUGGAUGCACUUAUCACGCUCUUGUCAUGAGAAGCAUCAUAACUAAGAGGAAAUCUGAGGUGUUGUUUGUAGUCUGAGCAGUGUGAAAGCUGCAUGUAUGAAACAGUAGCGAAAUCAAAUGUUUUAAAGUGUUGAAUCAUUUGCGUGUGUGUAUAUUGUACAGUCUUUUAUUAAUAUACUGGUGUUAUUUUUGUUUUUAAAUUCCAGUCUGUGUAUGUGAGUAGUUUAUAUAACAUUUUAAGUUUAAUAAAUCUCAUUGAAUGCA
Molecule: messenger RNA, 2086 nt
Organism: Betta splendens (Siamese fighting fish)
Lineage: Eukaryota; Metazoa; Chordata; Actinopteri; Anabantiformes; Osphronemidae
Gene: cdc45
Product: CDC45 cell division cycle 45 homolog (S. cerevisiae)
Exons: 18
Coding region: 142-1851 (569 amino acids)
Biological process (GO): double-strand break repair via break-induced replication; mitotic DNA replication preinitiation complex assembly; DNA replication initiation
Cellular component (GO): DNA replication preinitiation complex
Molecular function (GO): DNA replication origin binding; single-stranded DNA binding; chromatin binding
Source: RefSeq, a predicted model, not a curated record